AUUCCCUCAAUCAAUUCAAGGUUGUUUCGCUUCGACUGCAGAGAAGGAAGAAGACGUCUCGGACGAACCAGUGGUUUAUAAGUACAGCAACGCCACGAAUUUAGUGUAAUGUCAGAGAUCCAGGAUCCGAAAUCUGUACAGGACCUGACUGGGGUGGUCCAGACAUUGCUGCAGCAGAUGCAGGAUAAAUUCCAGACCAUGUCAGACCAGAUCAUUGGAAGAAUCGAUGAGAUGAGUGGCCGCAUCGAUGACCUGGAGAAGAACAUUGGUGACCUGAUGACCCAGGCUGGCGUGGAGGAGAUGGAGGCGGAGAACAAGGUCAAGGAGGAACAGGGCUCUGCUUAAAAGGUUUCCAUGUAACAGGAUGGUGGAGACUAAAUGGGAAACAGACCAUUUUUCAGGAGUAUUGUAUAUUUAAGUGUUUUUGUUUGAAUUAUUAGUAUUUUAAUUUACUGUGUACGUAACAUGUUUUAUAUUAACUCUUGUAAUAAUGUUCACUCUUGACUUUUUUUUUUUUUUUUUUGAAUUGAUAUUUAACUUAACUUGAGACACUAUCCUGAAUAAUGGCUCACUCAGGUGACUCGGGCUCUCACUCAGGUGACUCGCUGGGCCAGUAACUUGAUUAUGUCAACUUAGCCAAUUGAACAUUUUUUAACAAUAUUUCAACACAAAACAUUUACUGCUAUUCAAAUGUUCUAAAAACAUGUUGUGUGUUAAGAUGUAUUUACUUUCAGUGUUUUUCACAAUAAACCAGGGCUUGCAUACA
Messenger RNA from Oncorhynchus tshawytscha (Chinook salmon), 766 nucleotides. RefSeq names its product heat shock factor-binding protein 1-like. Gene Ontology annotation, biological process: cellular heat acclimation. Lineage: Eukaryota; Metazoa; Chordata; Actinopteri; Salmoniformes; Salmonidae. Gene Ontology annotation, molecular function: transcription corepressor activity. The coding region runs from base 109 to 345 and encodes 78 amino acids. The record is from RefSeq and is a predicted model, not a curated record. The transcript is spliced from 4 exons. Gene Ontology annotation, cellular component: cytosol; nucleus.